UAGAGUCGGCUGUGGCGCCUGUAUAUACCGGAGCGCAGGCGGCAGGGCUCCUCCCCCUCACGGGUGUCUCCAGUGUAUAGACCGGGGGAGGGGAGCGGGGACCCGCCAUCAUUACUAUAGUCCCGUUAUUAUAAUGUAGCGUCACUAGGCCCCGCCUCCUCGCUGAUAAGCCCCGCCCACUUGUACAGAGUUCUGGUGCUUGGACCUUCCCAGUGACCAUCAUUGACGCUUCAGAUAAUUUCAAGUACGACAAUUUCUUUCCACCAUUAUAGGAGUUUGUGACAGAGCUGCCCUCUACUCAGAUACCUAACCGAGCCCUCUCAAAAUGCAUCAGCAUCUUCUACCGUACGUCCAUCUAUCUGGAUCACGCACGGACAAUGUCGUCAGCCUGGAGUCAAAUGUGGUAAUAAUGCCCAGUUACUGAGGCGCUGUAACGAAUUUGGUGCUAGCUAGACAUUAUCUAUCUAUCUCCCACCCACCCAUAGACUUUAUGUUGCUGCCGGCAUGGAGGCGUUUGGCCCCGUCAUGCUGUACUUGCUACAGGUUGAGGAAGAUGAGAAGAAAGAGAAACCAAAUCCAAGACCGAGAAGACAUCACAGACCAUCUCCAUCUGGGCAAAAGCCACAACCAAAACCAAAGAGGCCUCAACCGCAGAAACCUCAAGUGCUCGGCAUCCGGAGGCCACGUAUCUUCCGGGAACGCACGGGAAUGGAAGGACUGACAGAUGAAGAGGUGAUGGAAAGGUUCAGGCUCACCAAACGUUCCAUCAUAGAUCUAUAUGAGCUGAUCCGCGUGGACAUCGACCCGCUGACGCAGAGGAGCCACGCCAUCCCUGGCAUCGUGAAGCUGCUGAACUGCCUGCACUUCUUUUCCACAGGCUCUUUCCAGACCAAGGCGUCCGCCAUCGGGGGCGUCUCUCAGUCUACGUUCUCUCGAUUCCUGGUACCAGUGAUUCAGGCCCUGAAGAAGCACGUCCACACCUUCAUAUACUUCCCCACUGAUAAGGCCACGUGGCAGCAGUUGAAAAACGGCUUCAGCUCAGUGGCCGGGAUCCCACAUGUCAUGGGGGUGUUGGAUUGUAUACAUAUAGCUCUGUCGGCUCCGCACGAGCAAGAGGAGAUCUACAGGAAUAAGAAAGGCUACCACUCUGUAAACGUGCAGAUGAUUGUGGACAGCAACUGUAAGAUCCUCAGCUUGUUCUCAGCUUUUCCCGGAAGCUCCCAGAACUCGUCUAUAUUGCGGCAAUCUUCAGUCUACGAGGGGUUCGAGAGCGGUCGGCUCAGUGGUGGCUGGCUGCUAGGCGGGUCAGGAUACGCCUGCCGCCCCUGGCUGAUGACCCCAGUCCCAGACCCCAAGACCCCCGCAGAGUUCUCCUACAAUGAGGCCCACGCCACCACUCGAGCCGUCAUAGACAAAACCUUCAAGAUGUUAAAAAGUCGAUUCAAGUGCUUGGACAAGUCGGGCGGGGGGCUCCAGUACGACCCCACGAAGGUCUCCGACAUCAUUGUGGCCUGCUGCAUCCUACACAACAUCUCAAUCCUCCACAACAUCUCACCCAAAACUGAGGAGCCGACCUUUGAGGAAAAGCCUGGAGCUCCACACGAGGAUCCAGCUGCCGGCAAUGCUCACGACAUCCGCGCCCAGAUCAUUGCGGACUACUUCUCCUGUAGGUGACCGCCCUGAGAUCGGCUCCUGGACCCAUAACUGCAGCCCUAUAAUAAUUUCUUCUUAUGUAGAAACUGUCCCCACACGCAAAGUGACACCUUUACAUUCAGGAUUGGACUUGGAGAAACCAUUUCUGUGUAGUUGAAGAAGCGACAGGUGAGACACAGUGAGAGCAAGUGUCGUACGGCAUGAUCCUUAUAAAAUUGUAUGGGAACGUGGGUAACGAUAUAAUGCGCCUGCACGAGGGGGGGGGGGGGGGGGGACUGUCACUGCUGGAUACAACUGUCAUGGCCUCUUGUCUUGUUUUGCAGAUUCUGAUAUGGAUAGCAUUAAGCACCGUGUGCACAUAGUUUAUCCUUCCAUCUUGUCUGAAUAUGUUGCUCUAUCAACACUUUGUAACCUUUACAUGUAGUUAAGUAAAAUAGACUCAUCCAUUGACCUCUCUAUACAGUAAUGGAAAUGGACCGGUCCAGUGUCCUCCCUAUACAGUAAUGGAAAUGGACUGAUCCAGUGACCUCCCUAUACAGUAAUGGAAAUGGACUGAUCCAGUGACCUCCCUUUACACUAAUGGACCUAUCCAGUCACCUCCCUAUACACUAAUGAAAAUGGACUGAUCCAGUGGCCGCAUUAUACAAUAAUGGACCUCCCUAUACAGUAAUGGAAAUAGACUGAUCCAGUCUUGCCUCUUCCCCGGUGCUUUCGAUAUCCCGCUGCGGUGCAAUCCUCUACCUGCUUCUUGUGGUAGACUGAUCAUACUAUGGCUCAGCCAGCCACCUUGAUGUUCUGCCUCAGCCCCUGAUAGGCUGACCUCCCGAUACAGUAAUGUAAAUGGACUGAUCCAGUGACCUCCCUAUUUACUAACAGAAAUGGACUGAUCCAGUUACCACACUAAACAGUAUCGAGAAUGUGCUGUUCUAGUUUCCUUCAUAUUAUAAUGCCAUAAUGGUUUGCACUGCGACCCGCCCCCUCUAGUGUUGAGUAAAUAGGUUGAUCCAUGGUCCUUCCUAGAUAGUAAUGAACUGCUCUUCCUACCUCCAUAUAUAUUUUUUAGGAAUGGGCUGAUCCAUUGACCUCCCUAUAUAUAGUUAUUAGAAUGGACUGGUCCAGUGCCCCCUCUAUGUAGUCAUGGAAUUGUACUAAUACCGUGAUCACUAUAAUAAUGUAACAUUAGCUAUUUAAAUCCUUAUCUUGAAAUGGACUCGCCCAAUAACCUCUCUAUAUGGAAGAGGAUUGUUCCAUUUGACUCGGUGCUAUUCCCCUAGUUUUUAAGGUGGACUGGUCUAAUGCUAUUCCAGUAGAUAGCCAAGGAUUAAUAAACCUAAUAAGAAUAAACAUAUCUUCUAAUGUCUCUAGACCUGAUCUGGAUUGUUCCACUGAUAUCUUUAGUUAGGGGAGUGGACUGCCAAUGAAUUAUCUGCAUUUGAGUUCCAGUGUUUAUCCUUCAGUUUGGUUAAUGGACUCUUCCAUAAAAUGACUCUUUGAUCUGCAGAAUGGACUGUUCCACUGAUCUUCACAUUGGAUCAUUAACCUUUCUGUGCAACUUAUAGACCAAUGAAUGAAUUAUCCUAAUGAUGACCCCGUAACAAUAGUCCAGUGGGUUGUGGUGGUGUGGGUCAUGAACAGUAGCUUCUGCUACGUUGCUGAUUUGGUCUCUGUCUUUUGGGACAGAACAUGCAUUACUUGUGUUACCAAGAGUUUAGCUCCAGGCUGGGGGAAAGGUUUUGGGUGCCAUCUUUAGAGUUCAACUUUAACCAAGUCAGUAGUGGGGGAUCACUAGAAUUUAGGAAAUCCUAAAAGAUUUCCAUGGUUUAGAGGUAAGAAAGAACGGCUACGGAAGAAGGGGAAACUUCUGAUCACUACUAAAACCUGAGAGAAGAAGCCCAAACCAAGACCAGAUGCAAAAUGGGACAUUGUGAACUUCUACAGAUCCUUUCCCAAUGUCCUCUGGUGUAAAGAACCAAAAUAAAGUGAGAUUUUUAUUUUCA
Hyla sarda is the source of this 3650-nucleotide messenger RNA. RefSeq names its product putative nuclease HARBI1. The transcript has 3 exons. The record is from RefSeq and is a predicted model, not a curated record. Gene Ontology annotation, cellular component: extracellular region. Lineage: Eukaryota; Metazoa; Chordata; Amphibia; Anura; Hylidae. Gene Ontology annotation, molecular function: peptidase inhibitor activity. Bases 505 to 1674 code for a protein of 389 amino acids.